GGAUUGCUGGAUGAAGGCCAGCCCCAGGACUUGGAGCCAGAUGUCAGAGAGAAGCUGGAUUCCCUUGUGAGCAGCUCCCACAGCCCCCACAAGUGCCCUUCCCCUCGGCAGCUCCGGGAGGUGCCAAGGUCCCCGCGCAGACAUGGCAUUUAGGAGGACAGAGGGAAUGUCCAUCAUGCAGGCCUUGGCCAUGACUGUGGCAGAGAUCCCCGUGUUUGUUUACACGACUUUUGGGCAGUCUGUGUUCUCUCAGCUGAGACUCUCUCCAGGCCUGAGGAAGGUGCUCUUUGCCACAGCCCUCGGGACAGUUGCCUUGGCUCUCGCGGCUCAUCAGCUGAAGCGCCGGCGCCGCCGGAAGAAGCAAAUCGCUCCCGAGAAAUGUGGAUUUAAACCAGGAGGGAUCACAGUGCCCAUCCUGCCAACCAGAAGGGUCUCCUCUGUGAAGAAAGGCUACUCCAGCAGAAGGGUCCAGAGUCCUGGCAGCAAGAGCAAUGACACGCUCAGCGGGAUUUCCUCCAUUGAGCCCAGCAAACAUUCCAGUUCCUCCCACAGCCUCGCCUCGAUGGUGGCUGUCAACUCCUCCAGUCCAACACCCGCAGGAAUGUGGGAGGCCCAGGCAAUGGGAGAUGCUGGAGCCAUUGGGGAUGCCAGUGCAGAAAGCCUCUAUGUUCAAGGCAUGGAGCUGUUUGAGGAGGCCCUGCAGAAAUGGGAACAGGCACUGAGCAUCAGGCAGAGGGACAGUGCCAGUACCAGCACCCCUGUGCCCUGGGACAGCAGGAAACAGCAGGAGAGCAUAUCUGAGAAUAUUUCAGAGGAGGAGUCCCAGAAAAGGGAGUUUGCUGAGAAGCUGGAAUCCCUCCUGCACCGAGCCUACCACCUCCAGGAAGAGUUUGGAUCCUCACUCCCAUCAGACAGCAUCCUGCUGGAUCUGGAGAAGACUUUAAUGCUCCCGUUGGCGGACGGAUCGCUGCGGCUCCGGACGGACGAUGAGGACAGCUCAGCUUCUGAGGAUUCCUUCUUCUCUGCAGCAGAGCUCUUUGACUCUCUCCCCUUUGAGGAAAUGCCAUUCCACCUCUCCAGGCCUGUGGCAGCAUAUGAAGAAGCCCUGCAGCUGGUGAAGGAAGGGAAGGUCGCCUGCCGGACGCUGAGGACGGAGCUCCUCGGCUGCUACAGUGACCAGGAUUUCCUGGCAAAGCUGCACUGUGUCAGGCAGGCAUUCCAGGAGCUGCUGGAGGAUGAAAGCAAUCAACUGUUUUUUGGGGAGGUUGGGAAGCAGAUGGUGAUAGGACUGAUGACAAAGGCUGAAAAGAAUCCCAAAGCUUUCCUGGAAAGCUACGAGGAGAUGCUGCGUUAUGCACUGAGACAAGAGACCUGGCCGACUACUCAGCAGGAGCUGGAGGGAAGAGGGGUGGUGUGCAUGAGUUUCUUUGAUAUUGUGCUGGACUUCAUCCUCAUGGAUGCUUUUGAGGACCUGGAGAACCCGCCCUCCUCCGUGCUGGCCGUGCUGCGCAACCGCUGGCUCUCCGACAGCUUCAAGGAGACGGCUCUGGCAACUGCCUGCUGGUCAGUUCUGAAAGCAAAAAGGAGGCUUCUGAUGGUACCAGAUGGCUUUAUCUCUCAUUUCUACUCCGUAUCGGAGCAUGUCAGUCCUGUUCUAGCCUUUGGUUUUCUGGGGCCCAAGCAGCAGCUCUCUGAAGUCUGCAGUUUCUUCAAGCAUCAGAUAGUGCAGUAUCUGAAGGACAUGUUUGAUUUCGACAACGUGAGGUACACGACGGUGCAGCUGCUGGCAGAAGACAUUCUGCAGCUGUCGCGGCGGCGCAGCGAGAUCCUCCUGGGAUACCUGGGCACCGAGAGCUCCCCGGAGAUGAACGGCACGCUCCCUGGGGAAACAGAGCCACUCAAGGAGGAGCUCAUCUGAUGUCAGGGGAGGAAAACACUUUUUGUACAAGGACCUUUUUUCCCCCCAGAGGUGGAUAAAACUACCUGCAGCAUGCAGCGGUGGCAGCAAGACUGUCUCAACACACCUGGCGGGACCUUCUGCUUUUUGUAGCCAGUAGUGUUUGCUGGGAUGGAUCCGGGACCACUUGCCAGCUUAUGGUUUGAAUUUCUUCUUUGUUCCACCUUCCUGUUCUUUUUAUUAUUAUUACUUUUAAUGUGUCAUAUAUACAUUGUGUCCUGAACUGCCCGGGCCCAGAUUUUUGCCCAUUCUCUUGAAUAGGGCAAAUACACGUUCCUGUUUUGCCUGUGUGUGUUUUCUGGGAGGUAAUUCCUGAUGUUUACGGUGUGGGAACAGGAAUGUCAUUAGUAAAUUCUCCACUUGACCACUAGCUUCUCAAGGAGGCUUUGCUUGCUUUGGGAUUUUAUUACUGGUCCUCUCUGCUGUGUUCCUACAGACGUUAAUUACUGCUGAUUUUUACUUUCCCUGUGUUUAACACAUGCAAUGUGACUGGUGAAAAUUUCUUUCCUGGGGAGGAAGAAAUAGUUCUGUAAAGCACUGAAGCAAAAUGCAGUCUGAAGCUCUAGGGAAACUGGUCUGUUCCCUUGGUGUUGCUGCUCUUUGCAGACCAGAUGACGGGGUCUGUGCUGUGGUAAUCUUUGCUUAGGAGGUUGCUGAGGUCUGUGUUUGCCCCCAGGGCAAGUUAGUGUGAGGAGGGGAUUUGCAUCCUGCCUGUGCAUGCACAAAGUGUUUACCAUCCAUCGAAGUGCCUUGCUGGAUUUCAGAAUGAGCCAGCAGCAGGUUUUUGCUGGGUAGGAGGUGUGGGGUGUGUGCAGGAGGGAAACAGUGUAAUGUGGUGCCUAUUGCUGUUAUGCACAAGGUGGUCAGAGGUGUAGAGGUUGGAUGUGUGCACAAAAGGGGUUGUGUGUGCAGAUAGUUGGAGAGCUGGGGUCAAGCUUCUAGAGAGGAAAUGACUCUUGAUAGUCUGUCAGUCCUAACAAACAGAGUUUUGGGUAAUGAUGGAGAGUGUGUGGGUGUAUGAUGUGGUUCUGCUGGGGUUGGGUCUCCUCAAAUGCUGUGGUCCUGACUGCAUGGCCAGCACCUGGAAUCUGCCUGCUUUGGGAUGGGAGCUGAGUUGGAUACUCGUGUGGGACAGCAGCAGUGGAGUGUGCUGGACUUGCAGAAUCAUAGAAUAUGCUGAGUUGGAAGGGACUCAUCAGGAUCAUCAAGUCCACCCCCUUGGCCCUGCA
This is a messenger RNA of Manacus vitellinus (golden-collared manakin), 3186 nucleotides long. It is a transcript of the gene MIGA2, whose product is annotated as mitoguardin 2. The record is from RefSeq and is a predicted model, not a curated record. The transcript is spliced from 15 exons. The coding region runs from base 143 to 1918 and encodes 591 amino acids. Lineage: Eukaryota; Metazoa; Chordata; Aves; Passeriformes; Pipridae. Gene Ontology annotation, biological process: mitochondrial fusion.